This is a messenger RNA of Oryzias melastigma (Indian medaka), 1225 nucleotides long. RefSeq names its product ADP-ribosylation factor-like 14 effector protein (gene arl14ep). Lineage: Eukaryota; Metazoa; Chordata; Actinopteri; Beloniformes; Adrianichthyidae. Gene Ontology annotation, cellular component: intracellular membrane-bounded organelle. The record is from RefSeq and is a predicted model, not a curated record. The transcript is spliced from 5 exons. The coding region runs from base 132 to 794 and encodes 220 amino acids.
AGUUAACUUCCGCCACCAAAGAAGAAGACGAACAGGACUAGCGGUUGCUUGUUGUUUCUUUUUUUCUGCGUCUACUGCUGCGUUUGUUGUUAAAAUUUCAAUGUUUGCAUAGUCUUCAUUUAAAGGACAACAUGCCUGUAAUCUGUGCGGCGGCAGGAUGCAACAAUAAAUUCGUUAAGGGGUCGGAAAUAAGAUUUUAUAGGUUUCCUCUAAGUAAACCUCAACUAGCCAGCAAAUGGGUGCAGAGUCUGGGGAUGAAAAGUUUCAUCCCCACCUCCAACACCUGCCUCUGCUCUGAGCAUUUUAGAAACGACUGCUUUAGGGAUUACAACGGCAAGCAGUUUCUACGAGAAGAUGCCGUGCCCACCAUCUUCACCCAGGGGCAGGACUCGUCAAAGAUCGAGCUGCGGAAAAGAGCAGUCGUGCCGAAAGAGUCGAAUCCGCCAAAUCAGAUGACGACGCAGGCAGAGAGGGAGAGGGUCAGAGAGAACGCCAUGCGGCGAGAAAAAAGGGGAGGAUUCAGGGGAGGUCGAGGAGGCCGCGGAGGCAAACAGAUGUCAGACAGGCUGAGUGCCGCGGCCAAGAGCAAAGUGUACGACAGCAAAGGCCGGCUGCUGUCCAACGGCAAGGACGUGUGCGACUGCCUGGACGUGGACUGCAUGGGCUGCUUCUACCCUUGCCCCGAGUGCGGGUCGCGCAAGUGCGGCGUCGAGUGCCGCUGCGACAGGAAGUGGCUGUACGAGCAGGUGGAGGUGGAAGGAGGAGAAAUCAUUCGGAACAAGUUCGCCAUUUAGAGACUUUUGGUGACGGUUUUUGAGGGCGGGAAGCUUUUCCUCUUCUUGAAAUCUGUUGAGCAGUUCCAGACCCCAGAAGGUUUGUAUAAAAGGUUGACCUGUAUAGCAUUUUUCCACAACUUUGUUUUUUGUUUGCAGUAUUAAUAUCCUUUACAUACAUGAACGUUCCGUUAUUUGUUGAAGACAAACAUGUGUGAGAGAAUAUUACAACAUUAUUUCAUUUUAAAUGUGUUUCCUUCGUUUAUAUGCUGAGUUCAUGCUUUUAUUUUGUAGUUCUGUUAGGGUCCAGUUGAAAUAAAAACAUUUUGUUGCAAAAAAACAAAUGUGUUUCAGUUUGAAAGCUCUAUCUUUGAGCAUUGUGCUUGUGUUUGGAUUGGUCUCAACAACAAUAACAACUGUGAAACUUCAAAAUAAAGUUUUACUUCUGGAAA